Molecule: messenger RNA, 1499 nt
Organism: Triplophysa rosa
Lineage: Eukaryota; Metazoa; Chordata; Actinopteri; Cypriniformes; Nemacheilidae
Gene: ap1m1
Product: adaptor related protein complex 1 subunit mu 1
Exons: 13
Coding region: 165-1499 (444 amino acids)
Biological process (GO): vesicle-mediated transport; intracellular protein transport
Cellular component (GO): clathrin adaptor complex; clathrin-coated vesicle
Molecular function (GO): clathrin-cargo adaptor activity
Source: RefSeq, a predicted model, not a curated record
GGCGUCUACCGGUUCCUCAGAAUAUCUCUCAUCCGCACUCUGGUGAUUUGGAUGUUGUCUGAGCUUGAUUAACGGAUGACAGUUAUUCGUUAAAUUCAUAAAUGCAUCAGAAGUGACCGGACUUCUGUAGCUCAGCGAUAUAAGGUGUCGUUAAAGGCGAGAAGAUGUCGGCCAGCGCGGUUUAUGUGUUGGAUCUGAAGGGGAAGGUCCUGAUCUGUCGUAAUUACCGCGGUGAUGUGGACAUGUCAGAGAUUGAGCAUUUUAUGAGCCUGCUGAUGGAUAAAGAGGAAGAGGGCACGCUGUCGCCAAUCCUGGCUCAUGGAGGAGUGCGUUUCAUGUGGAUUAAACACAACAAUUUGUAUCUUGUUGCAACAUCCAAAAAGAACGCUUGUGUUUCCUUGGUUUUUUCAUUCCUCUACAAAAUUGUGCAGGUGUUCUCAGAAUACUUUAAGGAAUUGGAGGAGGAGAGUAUCAGAGAUAACUUUGUCAUUAUUUAUGAGCUGCUGGAUGAACUCAUGGACUUCGGUUACCCUCAAACAACUGACAGCAAGAUCCUUCAGGAAUACAUCACGCAGGAAGGUCACAAGCUGGACACGGGAGCUCCGCGACCCCCCGCGACCGUAACCAAUGCCGUCUCCUGGAGGUCAGAAGGCAUCAAGUACAGGAAAAACGAGGUUUUCCUGGACGUCAUAGAGUCUGUCAACCUCCUGGUCAGCGCGAAUGGUAAUGUUCUUCGCAGCGAGAUCGUCGGCUCUAUAAAGAUGAGAGUAUUUCUCUCGGGAAUGCCAGAGCUGCGUUUGGGUCUGAAUGACAAGGUUUUGUUCGAGAACACUGGCCGUGGUAAGAGUAAAUCUGUGGAGCUGGAGGACGUGAAGUUUCACCAGUGUGUGCGUCUGUCUCGUUUUGAGAAUGAUCGCACAAUCUCCUUCAUCCCUCCGGAUGGAGAAUUCGAGCUGAUGUCAUACCGCCUAAACACGCAUGUGAAGCCUCUGAUCUGGAUCGAGUCUGUGAUUGAGAAACAUUCACACAGCAGAAUCGAGUACAUGAUCAAAGCCAAGUCUCAGUUUAAGCGACGUUCCACUGCCAAUAAUGUGGAGAUUCACAUUCCUGUACCGACUGAUGCUGACUCGCCCAAGUUCAAGACCACCGUGGGCAGUGUGAAGUGGGUGCCGGAGAACAGUGAGAUUGUUUGGUCCAUCAAGUCUUUCCCUGGGGGUAAGGAGUACCUGAUGAGAGCUCAUUUUGGGCUUCCCAGCGUGGAAGCUGAAGACAAAGAAGGCAAACCACCAAUCAGUGUGAAGUUUGAGAUCCCUUAUUUCACCACAUCUGGAAUACAGGUGCGUUACCUGAAGAUCAUUGAGAAGAGCGGAUAUCAGGCCCUGCCGUGGGUUCGCUACAUCACCCAGAACGGAGACUAUCAGCCUGCGGACGCAGUAAAUGAACUGCAUUUACUGCUGAGCCAUCACAGUAUAGACAACAACAGUCAUGAGGUCAAAUGA